CGGACUCACUGAGGGUAUGCCGUUAUAUCUACAAACGCGGCGAUCCUAGCUACUACUACUACUAGUACUAGUAUAUCGUGACCAGUAAUUUCUGACAACGUACAGAAUGCGUCGAAACGUGUUCAGCCCGACGCAGGGCAAGGACCAGGCCGACGACUCCACCAGAGAAGACACCACAGCCAAUGGCGAAAGUCUAGUUAAUGGCGAAAUCUCCGAGAAGAAGCCGACCCAGCGAGCCAGUGGUAGUUUCCAGACAUCUAACGCCACAAUGGAAGAGGACAAAAUGAUCAGUAUCAAGACGGUGACAUCUCCGAUAAGGCCGGUGGAGGCCAACGGCAUCCGCCUGCGAUUCCGCAUGAAAGUCAUCGUUGCUGUGGUCGCCUUCGUCGCCCUGAUCAUGCUGUUCUACCCCAGCUGCAAGACUACCACCUAUCCUGCGGACCGUUUCGGCCAGCAGACGGCUUACAACAGCACGUACCCCAUGACCGCGCCGUGGUUUUCCGACAGGGGGACUCACUACCGGAUCGCUCUCAUCACCGAUCUCGACCACGCCUCCAAGAACGACGAGAAGACGUGGAAGAGUUUCUUCAAGAAGGGAGUUCUCGUCAUCAAAGGAGACCGCGUGGAGGUGAUCUGGGAUGAGUCCAAGCCGACUGUGAUGACCUCAAGCCUUGCUCAGGGCGGGAGGUCCAUGGAGCUGUCUGAACUGACUGUGUUUAACGGGAGACUGUACAGCGUGGACGACAGGACAGGUGUUGUCUAUGAGAUAGUACAGACGGGUGACAAGACUGUGGCUGUGCCAUGGGUCAUCCUGGGGGACGGGAAUGGGCGGUCCACAAAUAAGGGUUUUAAAGGCGAGUGGAUUGCAGUGAAGGAUAAUACAAUGUAUGUGGGAGGGCUAGGAAAGGAGUGGACCACUACUACAGGUGUUGUACAGAACACAAAUCCUCAGUGGGUGAAAACCAUAGGUUUCCAUGGAGAUGUUGCCCACCAUGACUGGGUGGAGAACUACAACGCCAUGAGAGAAGCUGCAGGGUGUAGCUACCCAGGAUACAUGAUCCAUGAGUCAGGAGUGUGGAGCGACAUCCACCAGCGCUGGUUCUUCCUCCCCCGCCGAGCCAGCCAGCUCAGCUACAACGAGGCUGACGACGAGCACAGGGCCACUAACCUCAUCAUCUCCUGUAGCGCAGACUUUCAGGACAUCAGGGUCCAAACUAUAGGGAAGCUGAACCCCAUCAGGGGAUUCUCCUCCUUUAAAUUCAUUCCAGGAACACAGGACCAAGUUGUGGUUGCCCUGAAGACAGAGGAGGACAGGGGUGCAAUAGCAACCUUCAUCUCAGUGUUCAGGCUGGAUGGGAAAUUUCUCCUCACAGAUCAGAGAAUAGAAGGGGACUUUAAGUAUGAAGGUGUUGACUUUAUUUGAAACUUUGUGUCUCCAUUUCAGAUCGAGUAGCCUGUGGCUUUAAAUUGCUUUGUCUAAUGAUGUUGGCAGAAUGCUUCAUUUGAAAUUAAAGUGAAAGUAAUUUGUGAAAAAGUACCCUGAAAUUGCUGUACGUAACACCACUCAGAGAGCAGUUUGUAACAAGUCACAUUGACGUGGUAUGAGAUUGAAUUGCUGGAAAUGCAUUUAAGAUUUGUGGUGAAGCAUUUUGAUGCUACUUUCCCAAUCCUGCUAUGGUAAUUGUUACAUGUUACAAAACUACUGAGGUUUUAUUUUUUUCAAGGCUCCUCUUUAGUCUUAUACUACAGCAGUUCUUAAAAGUAAUCCCCCCAAAACCCUGUAUUUUUUGGUUUUGUAGGAAACAAUUUUGGAAAAUUCAUUGACAUGUAUUGGGGGUUGGGCGUGAAUAUCAUUAUCUUGGUACAAGCAACAGUUUCAUGUGUUGAUCUGUGCUGUAAUGCAGCUGCUUUUACAUUUAGUGCAGUUUGGUGGCAAUACUAUUUUCUAAGAAGUCUUAUGCUGCUUUCAGUUAUAAGUGGAACAUACCUCUCUAGAAGUAGAACUGUUAUAAUGGUUGUGCAUAUUGUAAGACAGAAGUGUUCUUAGAUGUACAGUGCAUCAUACUAUGCAAUAUGAAUAAGAAAUUACUAAUAAAGUGGUGUCUCUAAAAAUAUAAAAACCUUUUGAUGUUAGAUUGCAUAAAUUCCAUUUAACAUGAAGAAAACAACAAAAUCAAGUGUAUAAAAGACCUUGGUACCACUUCAAAUGAACUACAAACGUACAUUUGGUUUCUAGGCAGAGUAUUUUUAAACAGAAUUUUUAACAUGUUGUAUAACUUUAAUGUAGGAAGUACAAGUGUACUUUAAGUAUCAAGUUAGUAGCAAACAAGUUCAUGGAUGAUUAGUGACAGCAUAAACAGCCCGUGUCUUUCGGUUUGGAAAAUACUUGUUUCCUGCAUUGUUUGACGUCAUGCAGAGAUUUAAGUGGCAGGUACACGGUCCCUGAAGGAUAAAGGUUAUGGUCAUGCUGACUCAUGCAGUGGACAAUGUAAACAAACCAUGGAUUUAACAUGACAAAAUUGAUCAUAUGAAAAGCUAUGUUAGAUGCAGUUAGUCCUCACAUUGAAGGCUACUGAAUUUGCUAUACUUGACAUGGUAUAUGUAUAUGGGAGUACAAAAGGUACACCACUUCAGCAUGAAAGCUGACAAGUUUGUAGGUAAUAUGAUGAAAGGUUUGAUAUCUAGAAUUUAGAGAUCUACAACAUUGGUUGAACAUGUAUGGAUUCCUCAAUUAUUUUAUUGGUAAGUCCCAUGAAUUUGGUAUCUUUACACAGAUUUGGAUGUGUACAUCAGAUACAUGUACUGUUUUGUUCAACAGUUGUUUUUUGGUGGGUGCAGGAAUAAAAAUGGUAAUGUUUAACAGGGAUACAAAAAAAUCUUAUGACGACAUCAUGUGUUUUGAAUGGAUCAAAGUGUUUUCUACAGGGUGCAGGACUAAAGAAUUUGUGAAAUAAAAUUGACAUUGUAGAAAAUU
Messenger RNA from Branchiostoma floridae (Florida lancelet), 2974 nucleotides. RefSeq names its product soluble calcium-activated nucleotidase 1-like. The coding region runs from base 107 to 1423 and encodes 438 amino acids. Lineage: Eukaryota; Metazoa; Chordata; Leptocardii; Amphioxiformes; Branchiostomatidae. Gene Ontology annotation, biological process: proteoglycan biosynthetic process. The transcript is spliced from 6 exons. Gene Ontology annotation, molecular function: GDP phosphatase activity; calcium ion binding; UDP phosphatase activity. The record is from RefSeq and is a predicted model, not a curated record.